Molecule: messenger RNA, 2903 nt
Organism: Caenorhabditis angaria
Lineage: Eukaryota; Metazoa; Nematoda; Chromadorea; Rhabditida; Rhabditidae
Source: the annotation of a GenBank genome assembly
AUGAAUCCCCAUUAUCCACCGGGUCAAUUUAUUAGGCAACCAAUUCCAAUUCAACGACUUAUGAUGCGUGAUGGAUAUACAAUUCCAUCACAAUUUCCAUCUCAACAACAAGCUCAACCUCCGUGAGUUUUAUUUUUUUAUUUCAAUUUUUUGAAUCGUUCGAUUUCAGAUCUCGAGUUUUAAAACGUGGAGAUACACCAUCAUUGACAUCAAAAGCUUCAAAACAAGUUGGCGCUAAUUUUCUUCCGUCGAUUAUCAACGAAGCUUAUCAUAAUGUUCUUGAACAAGUUAUAACAGCUCUUUGUUAUUCAAAAGGAUUUGAUGAUAUUGAAGAAGGUGCUUUGGAAACACUUAUGCUCAUUUUUCAUAAUUGUGAGUUUUUGCAAAUUAUUUCGUAUUUUUGCUUCGCACAGAUAUUUCAUCACAUGACAUGAAUAUUUGUAUAUUUUUGUUAGUUAUUUGUGCAAUAUCAAUGCCAUUGGUAUCAUUCUUCCGAUUUUUAAUCAGCGGAACAUCUAAAAAUGGCUACAAUUUCAAAGAAAUAAUUUUUUUUAAAGAUAUAAAACGUGCUGGCGAACAAUCUCGAUUGGCAUGUGAAGUUGCUGGAAGAACAAUAGUUACACCUGGAGAUGCGUGGUUUGCUUUAAUUAAUAUGGGAUCUGAUGUUCAGAAAUUACCAAAAUAUUUCGAAGAGACAUUGACUAAAAUGGAACUCACUAUUCAUACUCGUAAGUUUGUUUUUCAAAAAAAAUCCAUUUGCUCUUGCGAUUUAAUAAAAAAGUAUUUUUCAGCCGAAAUUCAACCGCACGAUCAGAAAAAUGUUUCUCUGCAACUCGGAAGUACUCAACCUCACCCGUCGUAUGUUUUUGAAUGGAUGCCACCUUUUCCAGACACGCAUACUUAUAUUAGAACAGAGGUAUGAUAUUCGUUCUUCAAAAUGAUGUUCCUAUCAAAAACCGUUUCAUUUUUGCAGAUUACAAAUGAACCAGAUUUAUCAUAUAGCAAAGUUCGAACAGCAAUGGCGCAUAAAAAAAGAAAUGGAGUUACAUCACUUGUCAAUUAUAUGGUUCGAACAUAUCCGGCUUUUUGUAUUUUUCAAUCAUUUAGGAAUAUAAUUCAUAAACAAGUCAAGGAAAUUGUGGAUACUGAAGCAAAUGAGAAACGACUCGAAGAAGCAUUUAUAUCAUUUAGUGAUUUGUUGGAUUCAAAAGAUUUUGACACAGUUUCGCCAGCUUCAAAUUCAAAAAUUAUAUUUGAUAAAGGAUUAAUAACCAAAAAAGUGAGUUUGAAAACAUUUAAAAAAAUACACUAUAUUUUUAUAGGAACUUGAUAGUGGUGUUGAAAUAGCUUGUAUGUGUUCAGAUGGAACAAUUAUUGAUUUGAAUGGUCAUGUUUUGGUUCUAGAGAAAGAUGCAAUUAUUGAUUUAGAAGAAAAUGAUAAAAUUAGUUCAACGAGUUCGAGAGUUCAUUGUUUGGAAGCUGGAGUUGAUACAAUUAAAUGUGAGUUUUUUUUUUAAUUUUAAAAUUUUUAUUUACAACAGUGAAAAUUCAAAUUUAAUUUUUUUGAAAUUCAUUAUCUCGGGUUUUUCAGACGAACAGAGUGUGGAUGAAGAAUUAGAUGAAUUGAUUGAAAUGGAUUCGUGCACGAUAGAUUUAUCAGUAACAUCGCGACCGCAUAUUAAUGAAAUGAAAAUUCUUCAAGAUAAAAUUACUUUCGAAUAUAUUCCGGAAUGGGCACAUAGUGAGUUUUUUGGAGUUUAUAUAUUACCUCUGAUUAUCACUAUCAUUAUACAUUUUCAGUUUUAAUUCCAUCUUUCGAACGUCGAGCUUAUCUACAAAAUCCGCUCAUUCUUGAAAAUAAAUUCGAAGAAUCAAAUCAAGCAAAAGAUACAAUUGAUGAAGAUAAUGUAAGUUGUUUUUGUUUCAAACUACUCAGCAUUUGCGGGCGUAGCUUAAACGUAGACAGAGGGUGCAUUUAGCUAAUUCGUAGCUACGGUUUAGCUACGCAUUUUUACAAGCUGACCGCGUUGCAAGGCGAGUACUUUCGAGUGCGCUGCGGUUGCUCAUUUUGUUUUUCAUUUUUGUUUUUCGCGGCCUAAAAUUGCUACAAAAUCACAGUUUCGUCGACUUCAACCGGUUUUGAGAAGGUAAGUUACAUUAAAAUAUUAAUUUUACCAUAUGUAAUGUAUAAACUUGCAGAGAAACCGUUUGAUUCGCCCAAAAAAUUGAUUUUUGGACGAAAAGAAGAUUUCAAUAGGAAAAAUGUGAAAAUCUCGUCAAGAAGUGAAUUUUGGAAACAAAAAGUGAGUUUUUGUUUGAUUAUUAUGAUCGGUAGAGUCUAGAAACGGAGGAUUUUUGGAAUUUUCGUCCAAUCUUUUGUAAUAACGUCACUUCUCUUGAAUCUCUAGUUCUUGAUAAAUAUUUUCACUUCGCAGUCUAUUUUCAGUUCAAUAAUUCCGUUUUUCAGCUUGGAUUCCACCACCGAUCAAUCAAAACAGAAGAAGCCACCUUGCCAGCCAGAAAACAAUUCCCACCACCACCGAAAAUUCAAAUAAAUUUUUCUAUGUACUCAAAAUUCAAUUUUUAUUUGUUGAAAUUAUAUUUUUAUCAUUUUCACAUAUAAAUUGUAUAAUAAAUACAUCACAAGUUCCAUUCUAUGUGUUAAAAAUAGAAAAAUUCCUAGGGCGACUGAAAAAUGAAAACAAAACCCAUUUCCGGCACACAAACACAAAUUGCGUAGCUAAACCGUACCUAUUUGUGUAGCUAAACCGAUGUCAGCGGCUGACAUCGGUUCGUCUACGUUUAAGCUACGUACGCAAACGCUGAGUAAUUACAGUAAUAAUUCGAGAUUUUUGCAGACACCAGAUAAUCCAUAUUUUCGUGCUCCAAGUUCUUUGGAAUGA